This is a messenger RNA of Psylliodes chrysocephalus, 1211 nucleotides long. NCBI's taxonomy places the organism in Eukaryota, Metazoa, Arthropoda, Insecta, Coleoptera, Chrysomelidae. The record is from the annotation of a GenBank genome assembly.
AAAUCAAAUUAGCUUCCUGUCAAAAUUAGUUUUGUCAAAAUUACGAAUUGAAUCUGUCGCGUUAAAUUCUAUUUUCAAAAUUUAAGUUCAUUUCCUCAUUACAAAAUUAAUCGUACUUAUAAUCAUUCAAAAUGUGUGAUAAACGCCAAUGCCUGCUCAACGAUCUCAAAUGCCUAGUCGCGAAGAUCGGAGGCGAUUGCUGCGGACCGCCAUGUCCGUCACCAUGUGGGCCUCCCUGUUGUCUUCCGGGUGUAUGCGCCCCAGGAACGUGCCCCGCGCCUACUCAACCCGUUCCUGUAUGUUUGAGCUGUCCCAUGCCACCGCCUCCACCACUGUGUGUGCCGCCGAUGAUGCCAAUAUGUAAGCCUUGUGUGCCUCCAUGCGUACCAGUUUGUAAUCCCUGUCCUGAAGAUCAGCCUUGUGUGCCCUGUAAUCCUCCUCAAAUGAUGGUCGCCUAUAGGAUGCCCAAAACGUGUCCUAUUUAUAGAAGUAGAUCUAGGGAAUUGAGGUCUAGUAUCUUGAUUCUAGGUUGCGAAUGCGAGAAGAAGAAUGGACUGCAAGAUGAAUGCAGGAGAUUUGAAUGUAAAGGUUCCCCGGCCUGUAAGCUACCUGAGCCGUGUUGCGGACCUAGUGCCUUCGCUGGAGGAAAGCAUUUAGGAAAGUAUUUCACUGGUAUUCCGGAUUUAGAAAGGUACCAAUGUUAUCCAGCAUUUGUCAGAUUACCAGUAUGUCCUCCUUGUGGUCCUUGCGGCCCGAGUGGUCCUUGUGGACCGUGUGGUCCAUGCGGCCCAUGUGGCCCUGGCGGUUGUGGUCCAUGUGGUCCUGGACCAUGUGGACCUUGUGGUCCGUGUGGACCAUGCGGUCCUUGUCCCCCUCCCGCAGUACCAUUGGUUGCGGCAGUUCCUCCACCUCCACCGUGCCCUGCGAUAUGCCCGCCACCAUGUCCUCUUGGACGAGUAUGUCCUGUAGCUCCAGCUUUGCCUGUUCCAUUUUGUGUUCCCUGUCCACCAUGUUCACCUUGUCCUCCUUGCGCCCCUUGCGGGCCAUGUGUACCACCAUUCGGAAAUCCACCGUGUCCACCGUGUGGUCCAUGUGGUCCCUGUGGUCCAUGUGGUCCCUGUGGUCCAUGUGGUCCGUGUGCUCCGUGCCCUUGUUAAAUAUAAUUUGUGUUUUUUGCCAUUAAAAUGGAAAUCUGUGCAAUUGUUUAAUAA